Messenger RNA from Exophiala xenobiotica, 1951 nucleotides. RefSeq lists its product as uncharacterized. Gene Ontology annotation, biological process: D-serine biosynthetic process; L-serine metabolic process; pyruvate biosynthetic process. NCBI's taxonomy places the organism in Eukaryota, Fungi, Ascomycota, Eurotiomycetes, Chaetothyriales, Herpotrichiellaceae. The record is from RefSeq and is a predicted model, not a curated record. The transcript has 2 exons. Gene Ontology annotation, molecular function: L-serine ammonia-lyase activity; threonine racemase activity; ATP binding. The coding region runs from base 436 to 1752 and encodes 438 amino acids.
GGUGUAUAUCGUCUGAAGAUCUCUUGUGAAAUCAUAAUAGGCUUAACCCAAAGCUGACACGCUAGUUCUGACCACAGCGAGCAACCUCAGCUAAUCUCAAUCCUUUCCCUGCCAUCGUUAAGCUACAGAUUAUCACGCCAUCCACCGAGACUUGACAUAUGCAACAUUUGACCAAAGUAACAACAUCUCCCAGGUUUAGACCUUCCAGUACGGAGUACGGAGUACUACUCUAGCAAACUACACACUUUCUCGACAGGGUCAACACCAGACUAAACCACAUCUACGAAUCAUCGUUCCUCCGGUUACCAGCCAAUUCUGACUGAAGUGGUCGUUCUUCUGGACAUCGUUUUGCGGUACUUGUUUUGCGGUACUUGUUUUGCGGUUUACUCUGUCUCCGUACUGCAACCUACAUCCCAGCCGAGGAAGACUCCCAUCAUGGCCGACCCAACAACCUGUCCUCCUUUACUCUCCAGCUCCAUCGCCAGCGCGCGCGCUAAGAUACGCCCAUACAUCCACCGCACGCCGGUCAUAACGUCGCGGUCUCUCAACACCAUCGCUAGUUCGCCGGACCCGAAGGUAUUUCUAUCGGAGAAUCCACCGACUUUCGAGGAUGCGGAAAGAAGUCGUAACCCCGAGACGACGCCAUGCUUCAGGUUGUUCUUCAAAUGCGAGAAUUUUCAGAAGAUCGGGGCGUUCAAGGCGCGGGGCGCGUUUCAUGCCGUGACCAGACUGGUCGAGGAGAUGGGGAUCCAAGAGGUUCGACGGAGGGGAGUGGUCACGCAUAGUAGCGGUAACCACGCGCAAGCCCUUGCCCUCGCCGCUUCCACAUUCCAGAUCCCCAGCUACAUCGUGAUGCCAAGCAUCAGCACACCGUCCAAGAUCGCGGGCACGAGACUGUACACGUCCAACGUGAUCUUCAGUGGUUCGACAAGCCAGGAGCGCGAAGCCGUCGUACAAGAAGUCAUCGCCGACAAGGGCGCGAUUCUUGUCCCGCCGUACGAUCACCCAGAUAUCAUAUUAGGACAGGGGACGGUGGGACUGGAGUUGGAGGAGCAAGUUGAUGAGAUACUGCAGGAACUGGCUGCUGCUAGUUCUCCUCCCUCUCAAACUCAAAUACAGGGUCAGAGUCCCAUAGGUGGGACGAAGGAGAAAAAAGAGAAGAAGAAGAACGUCGGCGGUUUGGAUGCCGUCAUAACACCCCUUGGCGGCGGCGGGCUUCUGUCAGGCGUGGCGACCUGGUUCAGCGACAAACCUGGUACCCUGGUCUUUGGCGCGGAACCCUCAUAUCAAGGCGGCGAUGAUGGGCGACGUGGAUUGGCACAGGGCAAGAGGAUCGAGCAUGUCAAGACACUUACGAUUGCGGACGGCCUGAGGACGCCUGUCGGUGUGACGAAUUGGGAGGUGCUCAGCGACCGGCGGAAGUUGGAGGGCGUGUACGCCGUGAGUGAGGAGGAGAUCAAGAUGGCCAUGCGUCUUGUGUUUGAGCGGUUGAAGGUCGUGGUCGAGCCGUCGGGAUGUGUAGGUCUGGCCGUGGUCUUGUUCAACAGCGAAUUCCGAGCGCUGUGUGCGAGCCGGCAGAUAGGAAUGGAGAAGGAAGGCUGGGAUGUAGGGAUCGUGUUCUCGGGCGGCAAUACGACGAUGAAGGCUAUUGCUAAGUUGUUUGGGGAGGAUAAUGAGGGCGGGAGCGCGGAGAGGGAGGCGGCAAAGGUCGGGAUGGAUGGGACGACGAGAGCUGAGGAUGUCGCUGGUUAGAACAAUCUGCGAGAGAGCCCUCAGUGUGAAAGGGGGCACUUGAGCAGCAAUAGAUGUACUGUGGUAGAUACGGCACGAAUCUAGACUUCUACCUAGGUAGGUACUUUGGCUCCUGAGCAACUCGUCAAGAGAAGAACUGGAGGAGGAGUGGUACAUAAUAAGGAUAAUACCCGUUAGUGACAAGGCUGUGUUCAUAAGG